Messenger RNA from Sorghum bicolor (sorghum), 3324 nucleotides. RefSeq names its product probable receptor-like protein kinase At2g21480. Gene Ontology annotation, biological process: protein autophosphorylation. The coding region runs from base 384 to 2975 and encodes 863 amino acids. Gene Ontology annotation, molecular function: transmembrane receptor protein tyrosine kinase activity; ATP binding. Gene Ontology annotation, cellular component: plasma membrane; plasmodesma. The record is from RefSeq and is a predicted model, not a curated record. The transcript has a single exon. Lineage: Eukaryota; Viridiplantae; Streptophyta; Magnoliopsida; Poales; Poaceae.
CAGCAGGUGGGGCAGGCAAGCAGCGCCAGCGCGGGCGCGCGGGGGCCGGAGAAUGCGGUGGAGCGCACGUCUCGGCGGUGACCCGGUCGCCGGCCCAAACAUAGCCGGCUGCUUAAACUUGGCGCGCCGGUGGCCACCACAUAAUUAACCCGCCAUUUCAACCCCCCUCCCUCCUCCCUCUCCUCCGAUUGGGCCCACCAACCAGAGAGAGGGUGAGAGGGCCCCCCCGCCACCGUCAAUAACCCCACCCAGUCAGCGUGCCGGCGUCCGGUGCUGCUCUGCCACCGCCCUCCGGUGCCGGUGGUGCUGACGUGCACGCUGGACUAGCAAGCGCUGCUGCUGCUGCUGGUGGUCGAGCUAGUACGUAGCACACCAGGCCAGCCAUGUCGCGCCGCGGGACGCUCCCGCCGGCGCUGCUGCUGCUGCUGCUGCUGCUGCUGCUGGCGGCGGCGGCAAUAACCACCGUGUCCGGGCAGGGCCGGCCCGUGACCGAGAGCGGCGCGGAGACGCCGCCCACGCCGUCCAGCUUCACGCCCAAGGACAGCUUCCUGAUCGACUGCGGCGGGACGGCGCCCGUCACCGCCGACGGCAAGUCGUACAAGACGGACGCGCAGGCCAACCACCUGCUCUCCGCCAGCGACGCCAUCCGCGUCGCCGCCGACGACAAGGCCGGCCUGCCUUCGCCGCUGUACGACACCGCGCGGGUCUUCAAGGAGGAGGCCGUCUACAGCUUCCCGCUCACCGUCCCGGGCUGGCACUUCGUCCGCAUCUACCUCUUCCCCAUCAAGGGCGGCGACGUGGACCUGGCGUCCUCCACCUUCAGCGUCGUCACCGACGACAACGUCCUCCUCCACAGCUUCACCCCGGAGAACAAGCCGGUGAUGAAGGAGUACGUGAUCAACGCCACCGAGAACCACCUCGCGCUCAAGUUCCAGCCGCUCAAGGGCUCCGCCGCCUUCGUCAACGCCAUCGAGGUGGUGAACGCCCCCGACGAGCUCAUCACCGACUCGGCGCUGGCCGUCCAGCCGCUGGGCGAGAUCACCGGCCUCGUCCACGACGCGUACCAGGUCCUGUACCGGAUCAACGUCGGCGGCCCCGCCAUCGGCCCCGCCAACGACACGCUGGGCCGGCGGUGGGAGACCGACGCGUCCUACGUGCAGACCAAGGCGGCGGUGAAGGACGUGUCGGUGCCCACCAGCACCAUCAAGUUCCCCGACGGCACGUCCCGUCUCGUGGCGCCGACGCUGGUGUACGCCAGCGCCGCCAAGAUGGCGGACGCCGACGUCGGGAGCGCCAACUUCAACCUGACGUGGAAGGUGGACGUGGACCCGUCCUUCAGCUACCUGGUCCGCCUCUUCUUCGCCGACAUCGUCAGCAAGGCCACCAACGACCUCUACUUCGACGUCUACAUCAGCGGGCGCAAGGCCGUGUCCGGGCUGGACCUGUCCACGGUGACCGGCGGCGAGCUGGCGGCGCCCUACUACAAGGACUUCGUGGUGAACUCGUCGUCGCUGGAGGGCGGGGACGGGAAGCUGAGCGUCCAGGUUGGUCCCAUGGGGCAGGACACGGGGCGCAUCGACGCGCUGCUCAACGGCAUGGAGGUGCUCAAGAUGAGCAACUCCGUGGGCAGCCUUGACGGCGAGUUCGGCGUGGACGGGCGGAAGGCCGACGACGGCGUCGGCGGGCGGAAGGCGGUGGCGGCCGUGGGUUUCGCCAUGAUGUUCGGCGCGUUCGCGGGGCUAGGCGCCAUGGUGGUCAAGUGGUACAAGCGGCCGCAGGACUGGGAGCGACGGGAGAGCUUCUCGUCGUGGCUGCUCCCCAUCCACACGGGGCAGUCCUUCACGACGGGGAGCAAAGGCGGCGGGUACGGGUCCCACAAGAGCGGCAACACCUUCUCCUCCACCAUGGGGCUGGGCCGCUUCUUCUCGUUCGCCGAGAUCCAGGCGGCGACGGGGAACUGGGACGAGAAGAACAUCAUCGGCGUGGGAGGGUUCGGCAACGUGUACGUCGGGGAGAUCGACGACGACGGCGGCACCAAGACCAAGGUGGCGGUGAAGCGCGGGAGCGCCGAGUCGGAGCAGGGCAUCAACGAGUUCAACACGGAGAUCCAGAUGCUGUCCAAGCUGCGGCACCGGCACCUGGUGUCGCUCAUCGGCUACUGCGACGAGAACCAGGAGAUGAUCCUGGUGUACGAGUACAUGCACAACGGCGUGUUCCGGGACCACAUCUACGGCAAGGAAGGGGUGGCGCCGCUGCCGUGGAAGCAGCGGCUGGAGAUCUGCAUCGGCGCCGCCAGGGGGCUGCACUACCUGCACACGGGCACGGCGCAGGGGAUCAUCCACCGGGACGUCAAGACCACCAACAUCCUGCUGGACGACAACUUCGUGGCCAAGGUGUCGGACUUCGGGCUGUCCAAGGACGGGCCAGGGAUGAACCAGCUCCACGUCAGCACCGCCGUGAAGGGAAGCUUCGGGUACCUGGACCCGGAGUACUUCAGGUGCCAGCAGCUGACGGACAAGUCGGACGUCUACUCCUUCGGAGUGGUGCUGCUGGAGGCGCUGUGCGCGCGGCCGCCCAUCGACCCGCAGCUGCCGCGGGAGCAGGUGUCGCUGGCGGAGUGGGGCAUGCAGUGGAAGCGCAAGGGACUCAUCGAGAAGAUCAUGGACCCCAAGCUCGCCGGAACCGUCAACCCGGAGUCGCUGGCCAAGUUCGCCGAGACGGCCGAGAAGUGCCUCGCCGAGUUCGGCAGCGACCGCAUCUCCAUGGGGGACGUGCUGUGGAACCUCGAGUACGCGCUGCAGCUGCAGGACUCCAACCCGCCCGAGGGAGCGGGGGAGGACGCCUGCGAGGGCGGCGGAGGCGGCGGCGGCGCCGUCGUCCCCGCGGCCAGCGCCUCGGGCGGCGGCGUGCCGGACGCGUCCACCACCGCCGCCGGGGAGCUCUUCCAGCAGCUCGCCGACAUGCAGGGGAGGUGAUCCAUCGACGAUCGGCCAGCCAAACCGAUAUGAUCGACACGCACGCACUGCACAUUGUAUACGUGGCAUGGCAUGGCAAUCUGACUGACUCAACUCAGCUCAUAUCGAUGCAUGUAUUGCACGGUGAAAAUUCGAUUCGUUAAAACACAAAUUCAAAAGAGUGGUGAGUACGUAUGUGUAUAAAUAUAUGUAUAUGUACGUGUAAUAACUAGCACUGAUCGAUACGUACAUUCUUUCAACCUGCUGUUCUGAGACGUGGGGUCUGGACUACUGCUGAAGGAGGGGGAGCUCAUCAUUAUUUCUGAAAUCUCCAAUCUAAUAUACAUGUGCCAUAAUGUAUUUGUAAUUU